Messenger RNA from Dendrobium catenatum, 852 nucleotides. RefSeq names its product putative disease resistance protein RGA1. The transcript has 2 exons. NCBI's taxonomy places the organism in Eukaryota, Viridiplantae, Streptophyta, Magnoliopsida, Asparagales, Orchidaceae. The record is from RefSeq and is a predicted model, not a curated record. Bases 218 to 613 code for a protein of 131 amino acids.
CUCUCUCUCUCUCUCUCUCUCUCAAUUAUUAGAGUAUCUACUCUUAUCUUCAUCUCUUCCAAUCAAUCUCUGUUUCCCUUACUGUUCAGUUGUUCUGCUCUCUCUACCUUGAUCAUCGGUGCCAUGGCGGAAUGGUUUGUUGGUCCAAUCAUGGACAAGAUCGAUCAUCAACGCUUGCUCUGAUUACCUGGAAGAGCAAGUCGGAUGGCAGACCGGCAUGAAGAAGGAGCUGGAAAGCCUGCGAGAAAACCACCCCAAGAUCCAAGCUGUCGUCUUUGCCGCUAACCAAGCACAAAUUAGCGAUCAGAACCCGGCUCUCAACAAUUGGAUCUGGCUGCUGCGAGAUGCUGUUGAUGAGGCAGAUGAUGUGCUCGAUGAGUUUGAGUACAUGAAGCAUAAACAACAGCUGACCAAAAACAUGGAGGAAACAGAGAAAAGAACGGCGUUUUUCCUGAUUGAAAGUGCUCGCAAAGUAGGCGAACGUGCUCUCAAGAUUGAUCCCAACUUGAAGAGGUUGGAGGAGGUUGUGAAGAAACUAGAUAAAGUUUCAGCUGGGGUUAGUACUUUUCUUCAUCUUCUAGAUAGCGUAAACAGGAUCCUUGCCUUCGAAUGAUCUCAUCGGUAGAGGCGAGGCUAAGGAGUUUGUUAUGCAGUGGCUGAGAAAACCAUCAAAUGAGCCUCGGACAACUAGGUACAGAAACAUUUCUCUUCUAUCUAUAGUAGGCCAUGGUGGCAUGGGAAAGACAACUCUCUUGCAACAUGUAUAUGAAGAUGAAUUGACAAAGGAAUUUGUUCUUAAAAUGUGGCUUUGUGUUUCCAACAAAUUUGAUGUGAAAAAAGUCAUUGCAGAUA